AUGGUCUUGAGUUUGAUCGUUCAAAUAGGACUUUGUGGAUUUGCAGAGAAUUAUCGGAAUAAUUGGUAUGUGCUGGUAGAUACUUCCAGAUAUAUCUUCAAUUACAGGCAUUUUAGUAAUGUCCUUGGGAUAUAUGAAAAUCUCAAAAAGCAUGGAAUCAAGGAUGAUAGGAUCAUUCUACUGGCUCCAAUGACAUAUGCAUGUGACCCUAGAAAUCGUCUUCCUGGAAAGAUCUUUUAUGAUCCUGAAAAGGACAUUAAUCUUUAUUGAAACAACCCUAUUGUGGAUAUUCGUGGAGAAGAUCUAUCUGAUAUUAAUGUUAUUAAUAUUAUUAAAGGACUUUACGAUGAGAACUUGCCUACUUCUCAGAAGCUAAUGUCCGAUGAAGACUCUGAUAUCAUGUUCUAUUUCACAGGUCAUAGUGGAGACGAGUUCUUUAAGAUACAAGAUUCCCAACUGCUUUAUUCCAGAGAUAUCGGAAAAGCACUUGAUAUUGCAUAUUUGAAAGGAAAGUAUCGAAAAAUAUUAUUCAUUAGCGACACUUGCGAAGCAUUUAGCUGGUUCAGCUAUGUCCAAGCCCCUAACGUAAUGUAUGAAGCAUCCUCAAAAUUAGGAGAAUCAGCUAUUUCUCAUGGAUGGGACAGUAGAAUUGAAAAUUUCCUCUCUGAUAAAUACACAUUCCUUCUUUUGAAAUAUUUUAGAGAUCGAUAUGAAAGCUUGUUCAAGAAGACUUCUCUUCAUACUCUUUUUACAAGCUUUGAUGUAAAAUUCUUGGAAGCUGAGCCAAGUUACGAUCAUACUUUGAUAGAUUCUAAUCUGCAGAGCGAGCCUUUGCUUGACUUUUUCCCUGCUCCUUUCACUACAGAUUCAUCAUCUCUAUUUCCUGAUGUACAGAGGUAUUCAAUCUUUGAGAGGGUAAAACGGUAUGCUACUAAGAAGGACUUUGAAAUCGCUGCUAGCUUUGUAAACAGCCUAUAA
Moneuplotes crassus is the source of this 978-nucleotide messenger RNA. The record is from the annotation of a GenBank genome assembly. NCBI's taxonomy places the organism in Eukaryota, Ciliophora, Spirotrichea, Euplotida, Euplotidae.